Metopolophium dirhodum (rose-grain aphid) is the source of this 861-nucleotide messenger RNA. RefSeq lists its product as uncharacterized. Bases 1 to 861 code for a protein of 286 amino acids. The record is from RefSeq and is a predicted model, not a curated record. The transcript has a single exon. Lineage: Eukaryota; Metazoa; Arthropoda; Insecta; Hemiptera; Aphididae.
AUGGAGCUCGUCGAAUACGAAUUAAAUACCGUGACGUAUGGCGUAAAUUGUGCACCGUUUCUCGCGCUACGGGUCUUGCAAGAGGUCGCUGAUGUCGACUGCCGCGGUUCCGCCCGUGUGUGCGACGCGUUGCGUCACCAGACGUAUGUAGACGACAUUUGUUACAGCGCCGACACUGUGGACGACGCGCUCAGUAUUCAAGUAGAGUUAACGGCUGUCCUUAACAGCGCGGGUUUUGAACUGCGAAAAUGGGCGAGCAAUACCGUAGCGGUCGUGCAUGCUGUCCCGGAAGAAUUCCGGGUGAUUAAAUCUACAACGUUUGCCGGUGACACGAAGGUACUUGGAUUGUCUUGGCAUACCGGUGGCGAUUAUUUCGGAUGCGAAGCUCACCUCGACUCAGCACCGGUAUUUACCAAACGUGUUAUAUUGUCACUUACCGCACGGUUCUUCGAUCCGUUAGGUUUAUUCGCGCCGACACUUUUCCUCGCCAAGCACAUUAUGCAACGCACCUGGCAGUCCAAUUGUACGUGGGAUCAGCGGUUGCCUACCGAGAUUCACUCAGAUUGGUCGCGGUUUGUGAACGAAUUGCCCGCGCUAGCCUCCGUGCAUGUUCCGCGUUAUUUCAAUACAACCGCUAGAGCUCCGUGUUCGUUGUAUGGAGUUUACAACGCGUCGCAACGCGGCUAUGCAGCGGUAGUGUUUUUGCGCAUCAACGAUGCUCCUCCCGCGACGUCGGUCUUGUUGAUCGGUUCCAAGACCAAGUUAGCGCCGCUUAAACCGUUAUCGAUUCCUAGGCUCGAGCUGAAUGCCGCAGUGUUAUUGUCGCGCUGGAUUCCUCGGUCGUGCUCGGCAUCAUCAUAA